AUGUCAACUGGUUUCUUUGGAAGUUUGCAUGAUAUACGUAUUUUGUCUGAGUAUGUGGAGUACAAGGCUACAAACUAUAUUAUUCUAAUCAAAAAGAAGCCAAGGAACAGUGAACUCUUGUUAGCAGAUCAAGAGUUCAACACAAAGAUUUCAAGUGUGCAAAAGACAGGAUACUCAGAGAAGUCUGGUGUAAUAAAUGGAUCCCAGAAUAUAGAUGGAAAUACAAGUUUUCUCCUCAGACUAGUCAAAUAUUUUUGCCAUAAGGAUGACUUCUUUUGCCCAAUGUUUGCAUUGAAGCUCUUUUUACAGCUUCUCCUUCUGGUUCUUGAGCUCUUCUUUGUACUUUGA
Messenger RNA from Phycomyces blakesleeanus NRRL 1555(-), 348 nucleotides. RefSeq lists its product as hypothetical. The transcript has 4 exons. NCBI's taxonomy places the organism in Eukaryota, Fungi, Mucoromycota, Mucoromycetes, Mucorales, Phycomycetaceae. The record is from RefSeq and is a predicted model, not a curated record. Bases 1 to 348 code for a protein of 115 amino acids.